CAGCGGGGACCGCGGAGGGACCGCAGGGACAUCAGGGGGACAGCGGAGAGCCAGCGGAGGGACAGCAGGGCCGGCAGGGCCAGCGGGGGAGCCGAGGGCCGGUGCGAUGCGGCGCUGGGCGCUGCUGGCCGCGCUGCUGGCCGCGCUGUGCGGGCCCGCGGCGGGAGGCGGGCGGCGGCGGGCGGCCAGCCUGGGCGAGAUGCUGCGGGAGGUGGAGGCGCUGAUGGAGGACACGCAGCACAAGCUGCGCAACGCCGUGCAGGAGAUGGAAGCGGAAGAGGAAGGGGCAAAGAAGCUGUCAGAAGUCAGCUUUGAGGAUUUACCUCCCAACUACCAUAACGAGUCCAACACGGAAACCAGAGUGGGCAACAGAACUGUUCAGACCCAUCAAGAAAUUGAUAAGGUUACAGAUAACAAAACUGGAUCAACAGUUUUUUCUGAGACAGUUAUCACAUCCAUAAGAGAUGGAGAAAACAAAAGGAAUCAUGAGUGUAUCAUUGAUGAAGACUGUGAGCCAGGGAAGUAUUGCCAGUUCUCCACCUUGGAAUACAAAUGCCAGCUCUGCAAGCCCCAGCACACACAGACAGCUAAAACGCCUUUCCCUCGGCCUGCAGAGCUCCUGUUCCCUGUGUGCACACCCUUGCCUGAGGAGGGAGAGCCCUGCCAUGAUCCUUCCAACAGACUCCUGAACCUCAUCACCUGGGACCUGGAGCCUGACGGGGCGCUGGAGCUGUGCCCCUGUGCCGGGGGGCUGAGCUGCCAGCCCCACAGCCACAGCACCACAUCUGUGUGCCAGCUGUCUGCCAAUGAAACACAGCACACUGAAAAAGAAGAUCCCCUGAUCAUGGAUGAGAUGCCCUUUCUCAGCUUGAUCCCUCAAGAUCUCCUCUCUGAUUAUGAGGAAAGCAGUGUCAUCCAGGAGGUGCAGAGAGAAUUAGAAAGCCUGGAGGACCAAGCAGGUUGGAAGGCUGAGCCUGAGGCAGCUCAGGAGCUGGUUUUGGGAGAUGAAAUCUAAAGCCCAAAGCUCCAGUUUAGUUAGUUAUUUCUAGGUUUAUUUUUUGUUUAGUACCUUGCUUGUAUGAACCCUGAACACACACUACUGGAUAGAAGUGCAAUAAACAAGGUCUUCAAGGAGCAUCCUUCUCUGUGCACCAAACCUGCAUGUCCCUGUGGAGUUCAUGCUGCUGUGGAAUUCAUUCAGUGCCUGCCUUCAAACCUUCUGCCAAAUGGGAACCGUGGGAGUGCUCUUCUGGAUUUGUACUUUCCUCUUGUAUGUCAGAAAUAAACUUCUUUGUACUUGUACUCAUUAAAAAAUACAUGCAAGCAUCAAUUAUUUCAAGUUAUUAGAAACUA
Messenger RNA from Zonotrichia albicollis (white-throated sparrow), 1353 nucleotides. The record is from RefSeq and is a predicted model, not a curated record. NCBI's taxonomy places the organism in Eukaryota, Metazoa, Chordata, Aves, Passeriformes, Passerellidae.